Messenger RNA from Euleptes europaea (tarantolino), 1838 nucleotides. RefSeq names its product pseudouridine synthase 10 (gene PUS10). The transcript has 17 exons. Gene Ontology annotation, biological process: tRNA pseudouridine synthesis. NCBI's taxonomy places the organism in Eukaryota, Metazoa, Chordata, Lepidosauria, Squamata, Sphaerodactylidae. Gene Ontology annotation, molecular function: pseudouridine synthase activity; RNA binding. Bases 11 to 1609 code for a protein of 532 amino acids. The record is from RefSeq and is a predicted model, not a curated record.
CAUCUCCAGCAUGAUUGAACUGUCAGAAAAAGACAAACCUAUUAUUCAGAUGCUACUGAAUUUUGGAGCAUGCCCACGAUGCAUUUUCAGGUUCUGCCGAGUGAAACUACAGGCUUUAUACAGACGUCCUGAGAAGGAGUUGCUCUGCGAACUACGCACAUUCCUGCAGAGCAGUAACAAUGAGAGUGAAUCAUCUUGUGAAACGGCACAGCCGCCAUGUAAAAUAAUCAGACUUGAGAGCACCAAAGAAGAAGCUGAAGAACAGACUCCAAAUGGAAGCCAACAGCUGACCGAUUCAGAGAAGGAUGGAAAUGCUACUGAUGAGAAUUUUAGGCCUCCUGUUUGCACUGUGUGCCUGGGAAUUCUGCAGGAGCUCUGUGAGAUGGAUUUUGUCAAAGCAGUCUGCCAGGAGAUCAGUUCUUCUGAAUAUCAGUUUUCCAGCUUUGUGUUCUCAGUGUCUUUCCCUCCGCAGCUUUCCGUCCGAGAGCAUGCCGCAUGGCUGCUGGUAAAAGAGGAACUGGGGAAACAGGACCUUUUAGUGGAAAAAGAUGACCUUGUUCAACUGAAGGAAGCAUACAAAUGGAUUAUCCACCCCCUGUUCUUGGAGGAGCUGGGGGUUCCAGCUGAUGGAAAGAGCCUGUUUGAAGUGAGCGUGGUCUUUGCUCAUCCAGAAACAGAUGAGGACUGCCAUUUCCUUGCCAGGACGUGUCCGAGUUGCUUCAAACCAGCAAAAAACAAACAGUCCGUCUUCACCAGAAUGGCCGUUGUUAAGGCUUUGGAUCUGAUAGAUGACAACGAUUUCCAUAAGAACUUUCAUUCUCCUCCAAGUUCACCUAAGACUCCUUGCUCGGCUGUUGACAUUCAGUGUACAAAUAGUGCAAUAUUUGUGGCUGGAAGAUACAACAAAUACUCAAGAACAUUACCUCAGACACCCUGGAUUAUAGACGGUGAGAGGAAGAUGGAGUCUUCUGUGGAAGAGCUGAUCUCAGAGCAUCUCAUGGCCACUUUCAAAGCAGACAGCUUUAAUUUUUCAUCCUCUGGAAGAGAAGACGUGGAUGUAAGAACGUUGGGCAACGGAAGGCCCUUUGCAAUUGAGUUGGUGAAUCCUCGGAGAGUGCAUUUGGCUGCAGAGGAAAUGAAGGCACUUCAGCAGACAAUCAAUAAUUCAUCAGACAAAGUCCAAGUUCGUGAUUUACAGAUUGUCACCAGAGAGGCAAUUGGGCAUAUGAAGGAAGGAGAAGAAGGCAAGACCAAAAGCUACAGUGCCUUAAUAUGGACAGAAAAGGAGAUACGGAAUGAAGAUGUCGCAGUUCUGGACAGCAUGAAGGAAUUAAAGCUUGAUCAAAAAACUCCCCUACGGGUCCUUCACCGGCGACCUCUAGCUGUCCGGGUUCGUGUCAUCCACACCAUGCGCUCAGAGUACAUAGAUGAGCAUCAUUUCCGGCUACAUCUAAAGACGCAGGCAGGGACUUAUAUCAAAGAGUUUGUGCACGGAGACUUUGGAAGGACUAAGCCCAAUAUCGGCUUGUUGCUAGGGACGACUGCGGACAUCUUGGAGCUGGAUGUAGAAUCGGUGGAUGUUGAUUGGCCUCCUGCUUUGGACAAUUAAUGAGCCAGUAAUUUUCAAGAUGGGAAAGUGAAGAACUGCCAUCUCACCAGCUGCUGGUUAGAGCACAACCAACUCCAUUUUGUGAGCCAUUGGAUUUGCUGACUAAUUGUUAAUGCAUUUUAGAUCAUGUUGAUCUAUAAAAGAUUUUUUUUAUUAUAAAUGGUUAUUUUUAAUUGGGUUUAAAAGUUCAGGUUGAAUGGCUGGUAAUUGGGGUGUAUCUUACCCUUCU